Molecule: messenger RNA, 4368 nt
Organism: Rotaria socialis
Lineage: Eukaryota; Metazoa; Rotifera; Eurotatoria; Philodinida; Philodinidae
Source: the annotation of a GenBank genome assembly
AUGAAUCAAACAGAAGAUAUCUCUCCGGAUUUUAUCUUAUGUGUUCAAAAGCUACUAUCAUCUAUAUCAACUUUACGUAAGCACCUAUCGAGUAUUGCAAGUGUACAAUCUGAAGAAUCAAUUCGAAAACUUAAAGCUAUAAAAGAAGCCAUUAUCAGUCUUGCACCAGCCAUUGAAACAGCAAAUCAAUUGGACUCGACAUCAACGCUUGUCGACCAUCUGUCUAGCGAAUAUUCAAGCCUAUACAAUGAUUACAAACAACGUUAUAGUCUUAUAAUGACUAAUACAGUUAUUUUUAACGAAUACAAACAAGCGAUAGAAGAUUUAUCUAUUUGGUUGACAUUAACAAAUGCUAAUAUCCAACAAGCCUUAGAAUUCGACGAUAAACAACAAACAUCAAUUAAUAUUAAAAAUCUUGACGAGUUAAACAAAUAUGAAUCAUUAGUAGAACAUGCAAUAGAACUCAAUCAAACGAUGGCUACCGAUUUGCCGGACGAACAAGCAAAAGAAAUGAUCAAGGAAAUCGAUGAUAUCAAAGAGCAAUGGAAAAUAUUUAUUGGAAAAUUAAAUAUAUACAAAGAAAGAAAUUUAUCUUCUGAAUCGGCUAACUUAACCGACUCGUCAUCGGCAAAUCCUGUAACAGAACAAAAUGAAAUUUUAGUGAAUUUUAUCCAAAGUUUAUUGACCUUAGGCAAAGAAUUAAUAGACCAACACGAAAACAAUCAUGUUAAUACUUUAAUCGAAAAGGAACAACUUCUGUCGAAAAUUAAAGAAUGUCAACACGAAAUGGAUCGUUUAAAAAAUUUACAUGCUAAUACGAGCCAACCUUUAAUUGCAGAAUUGACAACUCUUGCUACAUCUAUGGCAACAGCUCGUAUUCAAUUAGAAAAUUGCAUCGAACAACAACGUGAAUUUGCUACGGAAUUAGAUAUAUUCAUAGGCUGGUUGAAAGCCUUGACGUGUGAAUCUGAAAUAAUUGAUAAUCAAGAGAUUCAAUUAACGUUGAAUGAACGGCAGGGCGAUUUCAAUAAAUUAAUUAAAUCCAAUCAACAGAACGAUUUUUUAAUUGAAGAAAAAAUUGAAUAUUUAAUAGAAAUGUGGUCUAAUUUAACAUUAAAGGUCGCUGGUUCUCCGCCCGUAGUGACUAAGCAUUUGUCCUCGGCAGUACCAUUGGCAUCAUCAUCACCACCAGACAUUAUUGAACAAGCACAAAAUUUAUUAGACACGAUUGUACAAUUAGGAAAUCGUCACGAAAUAGAACAGCAUAAAAAUAAAAUUCAAGCAUUUUUAACUCGUUUGAAAAGUUCACAAGCGUCGGAUUCGAACACAAAAUUACCUCAUACAAUACAUGAUGAACUUGCCAAUCGGCACUUGAUAUUACAACAAAUGUUAAUCGAUACAUCUCAUAUCGAUCAUCUUCGUGUAAAUUUAGUCUCACAUUUCAAUACAGAAAAUAAUACUGUAACAGCUACGAAUGAAAUUAAAACAUUAAUCGAUAAUUAUCCAAAAGAAAUGACAAAUCAAAUUCGUCAAUGGUUAACUGAACAACAACGACCUCGUGUUGCGUCACCAUUGGUCAUUGUUGAUAAUUCGAAGACUAUUGGUGAUUUUGAAAAGUAUUUCAAAGAUUUAGAAGAAAAUUUUGUUCAAUAUCAACAAAACGAACAUAAUCAAGCGAAAUUAAAGAAACUGAUUCAACUCAUAGAAAAUCGACCAAAUUUAUCAGAAAAUUUAAAUGAUCACGAUAAACAACAUGCUGCCAAUUUACUGCAACAGUUUGAUAAAAUAAAAAAGCUAAUUGCAGAUAUUCGAAAGAAUAGUUUAAUUAAAAAGACAAACAUUGAUAAUACCGUCGGUCAUAUUGAUGCGUUAAUAAAGCGUACACGAGAUGUAGAAGAACAAAUUGAACAUAAUCUUAAACAACCUAUACAUGAUUAUGAAAAACUUAUUCGCGAUUGUCAGCGUAUCAUAUCUGAACUUAAUCAAAAUCUUCGCAUGCCGGUUGAAGAAGCAAUCAAUAAUGGAAAACGUUUAUAUUCAUUAGAUAGCAAAGACUAUAGCAAUGUUGAAAGUGCUGACGAUACUGGCGGUGGUUCAUUAUUAUCACCACCUUCGUCGCCACUGAAAAAACAUUCUGAUUUAACAUUACGGAAAGUUCGUCGACAUGUUCUUCAAUUAGCACAACAUUGGAAAAAUGCUAAUAGUAAUAUUCAAUAUCGUUUAAAUUUAUUGCAAGGUGCUCAAACGGCUGUCGAAGAGUUACGCCACAAGUGUGACCGGUUGCAUGCGCACUUGUUGGAAACUGAACUUGCCUAUGCACAUAAACCACAAAUUAAAGCAUUGAAUGUCGAACAGGUGCCAGCCGAAAUCGAACAAGCUAAGCAACUAUUGUCUAAAUUAAUCUCGUGUAAACCAUCCAUUCAUGAUAUACUACAAUUGGCACAAACUGUCGAACGUGAAUAUGAUAUCCAUGUGACUAAUCGAGCUCAGGAACUCAAUGAAAGAUGGGAACAUUCCGUAACAUUAACAUCACAACGAAUUCAAUCACUACAAGAUUCGAUUAAAAAUACAGCCAGUGAUAUUUAUUCAAGUUCAGUAGAAUAUCCGUGGCAACGUGCAGCAGCCAUCAAUAAAAUACCGUAUUAUAUAAAUCACUCGGAUCAAACGACUUCUUGGGAUCAUCCAAAAAUGCAUGAAUUAAUGACUUCAUUUGGAAAUUUUAAUGAUAUUCGAUUUUCUGCGUAUCGUACAGCGAUGAAACUUCGUACAUUGCAAAAAUGUCUUUGUCUUGAUUUGACGUCAUUGAGUAAUAUAAUUAGCGUAUUUGCUGAACACGAAGUAGCUGAUCCAAUAAAUAAAACUAUCGAUGUAGUAGAGAUACUCGAUUAUUUACAAAAAAUAUUUGAAAAAACAUCAAAUGAAUAUCCACAUUUCACUAAUGUUAUAUGUACUGUCGAUUUAACAUUGAAUUGGUUAUUAAAUAUCUAUGACAUUAAUCGAACUGGCACUAUUCGUUUAUUAUCAAUGAAAAUGGCAUUAGCGUUACUUAGUCGAGGAUAUAUUGAAGAAAAAUAUCGAUAUCUAUUUUCUUUGGGAGCAUGUACCAAUAAUAAUCGCGAAGUCCUUGAUCGACAACGUUUAUCGGUUUUAUUCCAGCAAGCCAUCGUUAUUCCAAAGCAACUUGGCGAAGUUGCAGCAUUUGGCGGAUCAAGUGUUGAGCCAAGUGUUCAAAGUUGCUUUGAAUAUGCACAUAAUCCGGAUGUCAUAACAGCGGAUGAUUUUCUCGAAUGGGUCAAACUAGAACCGCAAUCACUUGUUUGGCUACCUGUCAUGCAUCGCUUAGCAGCAAGUGAAGUAGCGAAACAUGAAGCACGCUGUAAUAUAUGUAAAAUGUAUCCCAUACUUGGCUUUCGUUAUCGUUCAUUGAGACAUUUCAAUUGUGACAUAUGUCAAAAUUGUUUUUUUUCUGGUAAACAAACCAAAAUCUUUAAAAUGGCUGAUCCAUUACAAGAAUAUUAUACUGAGACCACAUCUUCGGAAGAUAUUCGAGACUUUUUUCGUAUAUUUAAAAAUAAAGUAUGGGCUAAAACGAGGAAAACUCCUAAACUUGGUUAUUUACCAUUGCCACAUGUUUUCGAUAAUACUGUAUCAACAAGCGAACAGCAAAUUUUAUCAUCGCCAGCAUUAGCUUCUCCAAGCACGACACCUUCCAAGCCACAUAUUGAAGUCACACCCCUAAUUUCUUCAUUGACUGAAUCGGAUGAUGAACAUAUGAUUAUUGCACAACAUUGUAGAAAUUUGAAUAAUGCUGUGAGCAAAGCGCCCCAUUUUUUUCCUAAUGAACUAUUAGUUCAUUCAUCUUCACUGGACCAUGAAGAACGCGUUGAACUGGAAGCAAUAAUUUGUGAUCUCGAAGACGAAAAUCGUCUUUUACAAAAUGAAUAUGAACGUCUUUGUCAAGAACAUAGAGAACAAUCUCUAAUUUUAAAUGAACAACAAGAACAGUUAUUAUUUAAUGAUAAUCAAUUAGAAGUUUAUAAUGAUCGUAAAAUGCUGCGUGAAGCAAAACAAUUAAGACAACAUAAAAUUAAGCUUGAACAAAGGAUGAAGAUUCUUGAAGAACAUAAUAAACAGUUAGGAAAACAAAUGGAACGUUCAAAACAGUUAUUAUCCAAAGAAUCUCCGGUACACACUCUACGUCGAUCAGUUGAUCGAAAUCUUGAACGCCAACCAAAUUUAUUGACUAUCGACAAUCUUUUUCAUAUGGCCGAUGAUCUCAACCGUGCAAUAGGCGAUCUCGUUUCAGUCAUAACUGAACCACAAUCAACUGCAUCUUCAAAUUUUUGCCAUCAAAUUGUAACUUCGUAA